Hemibagrus wyckioides is the source of this 4249-nucleotide messenger RNA. Its product is annotated as tripartite motif-containing protein 16-like. Gene Ontology annotation, molecular function: zinc ion binding; protein binding. Bases 138 to 1796 code for a protein of 552 amino acids. Lineage: Eukaryota; Metazoa; Chordata; Actinopteri; Siluriformes; Bagridae. The record is from RefSeq and is a predicted model, not a curated record. The transcript is spliced from 6 exons.
ACUCACCCUUUCCGUGGUGUGUUUGUGUGUAAAACUGAUUUAGCUGUCUGAAGGUUUCUUUUUUACUUUUUCGAUUAACGUUAUAUAGCUCAAAGUUUAUUUCAUACACCCUCUUCUGUGUACGUGAGCAAAGUAAAAUGGCAGAGACUAAUAUUUCAGUGGCUCAGGAUCAGUUCAGCUGUCCAGUCUGUCUGGAUUUACUCAAGGAUCCAGUGACUAUUCUCUGUGGACACAGUUUCUGUAUGGUGUGUAUAAAUGACUGCUGGGAUCAGGAGGAUCAGCAGGGAGUCUAUUGCUGUCCUCAGUGUAAAGAAACCUUCACUUCAAGACCUGCUAUCAGUAAAAAUGCCAUUCUGGGUGAAGUUAUGGAGAAACUAAAGAGAGAACUCCAAGCUACACUUCCUGUUCAGUGUUCAGCUGUAAAUGAAGAUGUGGAGUGUGAUUCCUGUACUGGUGAAAAAUCCAAAGCCAUCAAGUCCUGCCUGGUGUGUCUGGCCUCUUUCUGUGAAGCUCAUCUCCAGCCUCACUAUAAAUCUCCUGCCUUUAAGAAGCACAAGCUGGUGGAAGCCUCCAGCCGACUCCAGGAGCAGAUCUGCUCUCAGCAUGACAAACUGCUGGAGGUUUACUGUCGCACUGACCAGAGGUGUAUCUGCAUGUUGUGUACCAUGGAUGAACAUAAAGGACAUGAUACAGUAUCAGCUACAGCAGGACGAGCUGAGAAACUGGAGCAGCUGUUGAAGAUACAGAGAAAAUGCCAACAGAGAAUCUUGGAUAGAGAGAAGAAGCAUCAGGAGCUAACAGAAGCUGUGGAGUUUUAUGGGCACUCUGCACAAAGAGCUGUACAGGAAACAGAAAGGAUAUUCGCUGAGCUGAUUAAAUCAAUUGAAGGAAGAUGUCGUAAGGUGACAGCACAGAUCAGGGCUCAGGAGAAAACUGCAGUGAGUCGAGCUGAAGAAGUCAUGACACAACUGGAGCAGGAGAUUGCAGAGCUGAAGAGGAGAAAUGAUGAGCUGGAGCAGCUUUUAUACACAGAUACCAUCCAUUUCUUCCAGAGUUUUCCGUCUCUCUUGGACACUCCUGAAUCUGCAGACCUACACCCCAUCGGGCUUAAUCCUCUCCUCUCUCUUGAGGAUGUAACAGCAUUUGUGUCUGAACUGGCGGACAAUGUGGAGAUAUUCUGCAAUGAGUUCAAAAUAAUAUCCAAUGCAGUAAAAGAAUUCCAGAUUAUUCCACUUCCUGAACCCAAAACCAGAGAAGAGUUUCUACAGUAUUCCUGUGAGUUCACACUGGAUCCCAACACAGUAAAUAAACACCUCUGUCUGUCUGAGUGGAACACGGUGGUCACCUGCAGUGACACAGCACAACCAUAUUCUGUUCAUCCAGACAGAUUUGAUUAUUAUCUCCAGGUGUUGUGUAGAGAGCGUGUAUGUGGCCGCUGUUACUGGGAGGUGGAGUGGACUGGACGCCAUGGUGUUUCCAUAGCGGUGUCAUAUAAAACCAUCAGCAGGAAAGGAAAUGGUACAGAAUGUUUGUUUGGGCGAAAUGCUCAGUCCUGGAGAUUGUUUUGCUAUCCUUCCUGCUAUUCCUUCAGACAUAUUAAAAAGGAAAUUAAAAUCCCAGUCAUUCCCAGUUCCUCUAGAAUAGGAGUGUAUGUGGAUCACAGGGCAGGAACUCUGUCCUUCUACAGUGUCUCAGACACCAUGAAGCUACUCCACAGCAUUCACACCACGUUCACUCAGCCUCUAUACCCCGGGUUUGUCGUUUGCACAGGAUCAACAAUCAAACUGCAAUUAUAAAGUUAAUUUAUGAUCUAAAAUGUAUGAGUAUAAUGGAUGAGAUUCUUAGGUUUUGAUUCUAAGUGUUGCUUACAGACAUACUGGGGAUUUUUAAUCACUUCUCAAUUUUCCAUCUGUUAACAAACAUUUCUUUGCUGGAUGUAUAUUGUGUACAGGAAUGUGUUUACCAGGCCUUAAGAGGCAGUUUUAUCUGUGCACUAACCUUUUUGGGAAGUCUUUGGAGGUCUAUGGUUCUAUGAAGGGUUCUACAGUUCAGUUGUACAUUUAUUUCUGAUUCAACACUUGACUUUGACUUCACUAUGAUAACAUUUUUAUGUUUACGACAUUUGGCAUCCUGAGUGACUUACUAUUUUUUCAUUUAUACAACAGAGCAGAGUUGGGUUAAGGGUCUUGCUCAGGGGCCCAGCAGGGGCAGCUUGGUGGUCCUGGGAUUUGAAUUCCACCUUCUGAUCAGUUGUCCAAAGCCUUAACCACUGAGCUAUCACCACUGUCAUUUACCAUUGAUUUCUCUUUUGCUACACCACUUCAAUUGUAUAAUUAAACCAUGAAAACACUUAGAAUCUGUAUUGUCACGAUACAGCUGCCGAGACAUGCAUUAAUAAUACUUUACCAAACAAUCCAAAUUGAGUAGAAUAUGCUGUAAAUCUAAAUUAAUGGUCUUUAGAUAUGUUUUCCAGCACCAUGACUAUGUAUAUUUUGCUAAAAUUAAGAGAAAGUAAAGAACUGUAGUUUUGCUGAGCAGAGUUUUCCUGUUUGAUGACUUAAUUUGGUCUCACAACACCAUUUUAUCAUUGAAAGGGUCCUUACCAGCUGUAUCCCUGCAAACAUUGCGUCAUGAAAACCACAUAGUGACUGACCCCCUUCCACCCCUACUAUAAACUUUUCCUCCCUCUGCCAUACUGCAGAAGUUACCAAAAUGUUCAGAGUAAGUCCACCAGAUGAUGGAACAAGCUUGUAGGACAUUCAUUAAUAAUGUUCUCAUACCUACAUCUCUUGAGAUUAAUGGGUACAACCCCAUCACACACUAGCCACUUUAAUCACAAAGCAAUUGUUUACAUUACUAUACCACAUAGGUACAUACUCAGGAAUGCCAUCAUGCACUGACCACCUAGAAAACAAUAGUCACAAGGUGUAACAAGGUUAAAAAGAACAUUUAACUUAAAAAUUUUGAUAUGUGAAUUCAAUAAAAGAAGAAGGUCCUGGCUUCGAAUCCUGGGUUUGAACAGGCAGGGGCCUUUCUGUGUGGAGUUUGCAUGUUCUCCCCGUGCCUGUGUAGGUUUACUCAGGGUAGUCCAGUUUCCUCCCACAGCCAAAAAACAUGUACAUUAGGCUGAUUGGUGAUUCUAAAUUGCCCAUAGGAGUGAUUGUGAGUGUGUGUGGUUGUCUGUCUAUAUAUCUGGCCCUGUGAUGGACUGGUGACCUGUCCAUGGUGUACCCCUGCCUUUUGCCAAAUGUAUGCUGGGAUUAGGAAUUAAGCGGGUAUAGACAAUGGAUGGAUGGAUGGUGUUCAAUGGCCCCUUCCUGUGGCUAAUUAUGGUACUACAGACACUGUAUUUGUCCCUUUUCUCUUAAUGUUCUGCAGCAGAUUUGUGUGGCACUGCUGUGGGUAUGUUAUUUUCUCUUCAGCUCAUUACUGAAUCUUUUAUAAAUGUCUGCAGUAACACUAAUAAUCUUCAGCCAACCUGGUUUGUACAAAAUGAUUUGUGUGUCACUGCUGAGAAUAAAUCAGAGAAUGUGUAAUUGUGUCUAUCCACAUACAUUAUGCUGGUUCUGUGAUGCCUGUUACAAUAAUAUUACAGCCUGGGCUGGAUCUAUAAGAGAGUGGUUGAAGCAAACUACUGCUGAACCAGAUUGCAAACAUCACAUUGUUUCUAGGAAUCCUCUCAGGAUCAGGAAUGUGGAUUAAAAAAGAAUACAUUUCACUGAUUAAAGGACUAAAUAUAAUCAUUUGAGUUUAUAUUUCUAUUUUAUGGCAUGGUUUAUGGUUUACUUUGAUUUUUAUCAUUAUUUCAUGGUAAACAGUGUGGUGAAUUCAAGAAAAAUUUGCCUUUACAGAAUAUGGUCUUAGAUAUUCAGCCCUAUGCAAUAAAAACACACAUGUCAAAGCCAUGAGGGCCAGCCCGAAAGUCAACUUUUGGACAAUGUGUCCAUUUCACACCUUCCACUCAAAGACACAGAUCUUGUGCUUUUAGGUCUAUUAGAACCCUGCAGUGACUUGGACAGAUUGUUACCUCAUUCUUUUCUAUGUGAACUGGUUUUUGAACAUUAUGGCUUCCUAGAUUGUAAAUGUUCAGCACUGUGAAACUGAGUCACAUAGUUGAAGGUUUAUAAGUUUCUUGCACAUGGCUGGAUUGUGUUAUUUUUUAUUGAAAUUAUUAUUAUUUUUAUAUCAGCAAGAUUAUACGUUGUUAACUGAUAUUCCUGUGUUUUGAAUUAAUGUAUGAUAAUAUCAA